Molecule: messenger RNA, 519 nt
Organism: Rhipicephalus sanguineus (brown dog tick)
Lineage: Eukaryota; Metazoa; Arthropoda; Arachnida; Ixodida; Ixodidae
Exons: 1
Coding region: 1-519 (172 amino acids)
Source: RefSeq, a predicted model, not a curated record
AUGAAUGAGGCGACGACGUUGUUGGAGAGUGACUGCAACGACCGAGCAGCGUUAAGCAAGGUUAUCGACAUACUCGUCGCAAGCCGUGACGAGCUUCGGAAGAUCAAUGCCGAGCUCGAGGAAGUGAUUCCGGUAGAGGAACCUAAGAGGGAGUACGAGUCUGCGGCGAAUUAUGACGACCAGGCACUCGAGACCCUGACGCGCCUACGGUGCCGGCUUGAAGAUCUCAGCCUCGAUAACACGCGACAGACUUCUCCUUCGACGACGCUCAACACGCCGCCUGCCCCAACGACAGCUGCAUCCCAGAGCUUCGGACCUCGUCUUCCAACGCUAAUCCUCAAGCCGUUUCAUGGGGACUUGUGCCAAAGGACGUCGUUUUGGGAGAGAUUCAACGGAGCUGUCCACACGAAUUUAACUUUGAGCACGACGGAUAAAUUUCAUUACCUACACAACUAUUUGGUAGGUGAAGCAGCAGCUGCAAUUGCCGGACUACCAACUACGGAAGCGCGCAAUGCUUAA